This is a messenger RNA of Canariomyces notabilis, 1270 nucleotides long. Its product is annotated as NAD(P)-binding protein. The record is from RefSeq and is a predicted model, not a curated record. Gene Ontology annotation, molecular function: oxidoreductase activity. Lineage: Eukaryota; Fungi; Ascomycota; Sordariomycetes; Sordariales; Chaetomiaceae. The transcript has a single exon. The coding region runs from base 287 to 1210 and encodes 307 amino acids.
CAAAUGACUGAAAGUACCACUCUACUACUAUAUGAUACGAUACAAGUUUGAUAAUGAGGUAUCUCGAAACUUAGACGAUGUAUAAAUAUGCUUCCAAGCGCCAGUCUCAUUCAUGAGUUCUAUACAACAUCAGAUCCAAUUCCCCAUUUUCCCCUGACCGUCAGCCAAACACUCAGGCUCCGUCCAACACUUACGCCCCAAACCUCAACUUGAACUAUUCAAGCGCCAACUCAGCAAUACCCACCUCACUCACUCUAAUUCAGAGCAACGAGACUGAACCACCAAGAUGCCCUCCGAGUCCCCCUUCCGCAAAGUCCUCCUAAUCGGCGCAACCGGCUCAAUCGGCUCGGUAAUCCUCCGCGCUCUUCUCGCCGAACCAACCCUCUCUGUCACCAUCCUCCGCCGCGAAUCCUCCUCCUCCUCUACCAACCCCCCCAAUGUCACCACCAUAACCGUCCCAGACACCUACCCCACCGCCUCGCUCAUCCCCGCCUUCACCGGCCAGGACGCCAUCAUCAGCUGCCUCACGACCCUUUCCACGCGCGACCAACUCCGUUUCAUCUCCGCCGCCAUCUCCGCCGGAGUCCGCCGCUACCUCCCCAGCGAAUACGGCCUCAACAACAUGCGCGCCGACGCACAAUCUCUUUGCCCGCCGGUCUUUGGCGCCAAGGGUGCCGUGCAAGCCCAUCUCCGCGAGGCGGCAGACAAGGGGCUGAUUGAGUGGACCAGCAUCAGCUGUGGUAUGUGGAUUGGGUGGUCGAUGCGGAAUAAUUUCCUGGGUAUGCGGGUCCGAGACAAGAAGUUUGAGAUGUGGGAUGAGGGCGAGGGGAGGUUUAGUGUUACGACUGAGGAGAAUACGGCGUUGGCGGUGGUGAAUGCGUUGGUUAAGAUCCCUGAGGAGACGAAGAAUACGAAUGUGAUGAUUAGUGAGAUGGUCGUCACGCAGAAGGAGUUGUUGGCGGAGAUUGAGAGGCAGACCGGGAACAAGUUUGUGGUUGAGCGGGUGAACAGCUAUAAGAAGAUCCCCGAGCUGCAGGCGGCGUAUGCGGGCGGGGACGUUGCGGCUGCGUAUGGUCUUAUUGAGGCCGGGUUUGUGACCGGGCGGUAUGGGGGUGAUCUUGAAAAGGAGGGAGAGUUGUUUAAUGACAGGCUUGGGCUGAAGGGGCAUACGCUCCAAGAGGUUGUCGCUGAUGCUUUGGCGAGUCUCUAGCGAGUCUGUCCCCUGCAAGUGUGAGAAAUCGGAUUGGAUUGAUAGGCUCAUAGAUGGGUU